GUGGUCUUUGUAUGCUUAAUACAGUGCUAAACUUGUACAUGCCAUCUGGUGUAAAUAUCAGUUUGAGAAUAUAGAAUUGAACGUAAAUUAUAACUGUUACAUUGCUUUUAUUGAACAGCGAAAAAGAAUUCAUAAUAAUUAUGGGAGAAAUAAUGGUUUACAUUUUGCCUAUGAUGUUGGGACGAACCUUUGACAUGAACACGAAUCGUGUUGGAAUUGAUAUUUUCCCGGAAAAUGUAUUGAAUAGAUCUUUGGAAAUCCAAAACAUGUUUGUGGAGGCUAGACACACGAUGGUGGAUGAAGUUAAGGAAGUUAGAAAUUUCCUAGACGUUGGCGGCUCCUUUUCUCUAAACGUCAAAUCCGGGUUGUUUAAAGCUGGAGCCCACAGUGCGUACCUGAGCGAUGUUGAAAGUCGAGAGAACAUUAUCGAAAUGCUUUACUACGUUAAGUUUGAAACUGUUACCAUGAUUCUUCCGCCUGAUGCGAAACCUAAGGAUGAUUGGAAGGGAAACAGCAAAGACUUUUUAGGAACACACUACGUUAGAAGCGUUACGUAUGGCGGAGAUUUAAUAGCAUCUCUUCGAUUUGUCUUCAAAAAUAAUCGAGAGAAGACACACAUUAAAGCUGGACUCAAUGUUGGCGGAAGGAUAAAAAUAUUUGACGUUGGUGUUGAGG
Molecule: messenger RNA, 675 nt
Organism: Limulus polyphemus (Atlantic horseshoe crab)
Lineage: Eukaryota; Metazoa; Arthropoda; Merostomata; Xiphosura; Limulidae
Exons: 3
Source: RefSeq, a predicted model, not a curated record